Molecule: messenger RNA, 777 nt
Organism: Neohortaea acidophila
Lineage: Eukaryota; Fungi; Ascomycota; Dothideomycetes; Mycosphaerellales; Teratosphaeriaceae
Exons: 2
Coding region: 1-777 (258 amino acids)
Source: RefSeq, a predicted model, not a curated record
AUGGCAGCCAUGGUCACCUGCACUGCGAAAGCAGACACGCCCAUGUCUCACAACAUCCCGUCGGUCAUUGAUCUCUCCCAUCUCAAGGCAUUGCCGCCCGCUUCUAAAUGGCGAGAAUUGAAGAAGGCGGCAGACACCUUCGCUAGCACCGGCCGUAACCUCUUCGUUCACUACGCGUCGCCCAUCCUUGUCAGACGGCGCGAAUUACUCCGCGCAAGCGGCUCUACGAAGAAGAAGUAUCCCAAGACGCCCGCUCAGCUCUGGCCGACCUUGGAUGCAGACGACACGUUCUUCUGGAACCAAGCCGCCAAAGUAGUGAGACUGUACACCAUCCCUUCCCGCUUCUCCUACCAGCCCAGCAUGCUCUACAGCCAUUUCGCCAAGUACGACUACGAUGAAGUACGCAAAGCGGAGGGCAAGCACCAGACGGCCAUGCUGCGCCAACUGGCCAAUCUGUUCGACAAGACCGGAAAGACGUUGUUCUACUACUACACCGUCCCCCGCUUGUGUCAGCAGGUCUACCCUCCGAGCAAGGGCGAGACGGUAACGGGCCAGGCGGCGGGAUCGUGGCGGUUUCUAGCCGGACGGGAGAAAGAGAAAUGGUAUCUGGCCAGCGCAAAGCUGAAGAAGAUCCUGGGAGAUGGCGAUAUCGCAGGGCUGGAGGUCCUACAGUUGGAUGGUGCUGAACCUGAGGUAUUCAGGUUGCACGACAUGGCGAUGGAGGCUAUUGGUGGAUGUCAAGCUGCGGCGAGUGGGAAUGGACCUGUCAUCGAAUGA